Molecule: messenger RNA, 1182 nt
Organism: Aspergillus terreus NIH2624
Lineage: Eukaryota; Fungi; Ascomycota; Eurotiomycetes; Eurotiales; Aspergillaceae
Exons: 1
Coding region: 1-1182 (393 amino acids)
Source: RefSeq, a predicted model, not a curated record
AUGGCUCGCCUUUGUGUACCCGGGUUCCCUUUUCGUCCUUCGGAGAAGGUGCCUCGAUUUACGACACGGCCAGCCUUUCGUUCCUUUCCUGCCCGCCGUAUCGUAUAUCGACCCACGACACCGACUCCGAUCCGCUCCUUUGAGCCAGUGUUUAGCAAACCUGGCAUCCGGUACUUCCCUCGCAUGAAGAAAGGUUCGCGUAUUCCUGUUCGUGUUGUCCCAGCACAUAUCUCUCGUUUCCUGGCCCGUGGCACCCUUCCCACUGUUGCCCCAGUCACUCCUUCAGCCCGGCCCAAUGUCACUCCUUCAUCUUCCCCCGCCACGGAGGCUUCUCUCGCUUGUCUCGAGGAGAGAAGAGAGGCUCGUCAGGCCAGAUCGCGGCCUUGGGCUCAGCUCAGGUCGUCGAUUGACAAGCAGUCCCGUCAGGGACACCUGUCAGCCCACCGUCCGUGUACCCCCCAUCCCACCCGUGUCUCUCGUUCUGUUACCCGUCCCCAGACUCCUGUCUCUCGUUCUGUGGCUCGGCCUCCCACUCCUGUCUCUCGUUCUGGCGCUCCCUGUGGCCGUUGCCCUCAUCACUGCCCCCAGCCCCGGCCCCAGCGCCAGCCCCGUCCCCGUGUUCCUGCUUCUACUUUUGCUCCUCGUUCCCAGCCUCCUGUCACUCGUUCUGAGGCCCCGGUCACUCGUUCUGUACCCACUGUCACUCGUUCUGUACCCCCCGUCACUCGUUCCCUCCCUCCCAUCUCCGAGCCCACGGUGAAGGCUACUCGGACACGCGCUCAACGGGUUCCGGCCCAGACAACUUCCUCCUAUGCGAAGGAGAGGCGCGUGCGCUUCGGCGUGACUACGGUCGUCCCUGUAUCUCGCUGGAUCGUGCGGCAAGAGCAUGUGUAUCCCGCUCCGCCUUUGGCCAUGGGCCACUUGCAGGGUUGGGAUGUCACUCCUCUAUCGGAGUCCGAUGAAGCUGGUGAGGAUAGCAAGUUUGUUACGUAUUGGGGUUCCGAUUCGUACAUCAUGCUUACAUCCAACCAUGCCAAGGAGCCUUGUGAUCGUUACGGUUGUGCGUGGAAUACCCUGGCUCGCAUCCAGCGGAAACGCCCGCACUGGUCCCCCGAACGUAUCUUCAAGGCGUGGCUGCACAUUCGUUCCAAUAUCAGAAAGCAAGGAGGGUUCGCCCUAUGA